CGUGCAGCCGGCACUUGCAGCCGCGCAGAAGCGAGCAGCAUGUCGUUCGAGUCGGAGCUCCGCAGCGCCGCGACGGCCGCCACCACCGCCCUGGUCGUGGCCAACCCCGUGCUCAGGGACUAUGCCUACUACAGCGCGCUGCUCGGGCUCAAGGUGCUCGCCUUGGGGCCGCUCACGGCGCGCCAGCGCUUCCGCAAGAAGGUGUUCAUAAAUCCUGAAGAUGCAAAGUUUUUUGAUGGUACCUUAAAACAGGAUGAUCCAGAUGUUGAAAGAGUUCGCAGGGCCCAUCACCAUGAUCUAGAAAACAUCCCUGUUUUCAUGUUGAUUGGUGGUUUGUAUACACUGACUAAUCCAGAUCGAGAAUUGGCACUAAAUCUGUACCGUGGAUACUUUGCUUUCCGGCUUGCACACACUAUUGUGUAUGCAGUGUAUCCAGUUCCACAGCCAGCAAGAGCACUUUGCCAUUUUGGAGCACUAUCGAUUUGUGUCUUUAUGGGAUUUAAGGUUUUAAAGUUUUUCUAUUAAGACAGAUUGUUUGAUUAAAGAAACACAAUCAUUAGCUCAUACUUCCAGCAUCUUUGUGUUACAUGAAAAACGUGUACUAUUAUUCCAAAUUAACAAUGUUUACUUAUUUAUUUACUUAGUGUUUCACAUUUGAAUAUAUUUUGCUGUAAUUUGGAUUAUUACAAUCUGUCAAUAGAUUUAGCAGUUUUUCUACUUUUUUACAGGCAUUAUAAGUAAACAAAUAUGAAUCAUGUUUUGGAAAUGCAAUAUAUAUUUUUAAGAUUUGUAAUGAUUACAAAACUAAGCUACUUUAAGUUUCAUUAAUAAAUUCAUUCUUUUGUACGCACAUUUAAGCUUUGUAAGUAUAGUUGACAAUAAAGUUCCAAAAGAUUUGUUGUUAGGGAAUGACUUUAACAAUGGACUCACUUCAUUACUGUAUUCAAAUGACUCAUAGCAUAUUUGUAAACAUUCUCCUCCUUAAUGGCUCGAUAGAAUAUGAAAUAUGUAUAAAUUUGGGUGUGGAAUUUGACAGGAAACACAUCACUGGGGCUAUGCUAGCUAUCACAAGUUAAUUUUAUAUGCUGAAUUCCUUACAAGUGUUCAUUAACAAAAAGUUCUGUUGGUGCAAUAAAACUUGGCUUUUU
Schistocerca gregaria is the source of this 1148-nucleotide messenger RNA. RefSeq names its product microsomal glutathione S-transferase 1-like. The transcript is spliced from 3 exons. The record is from RefSeq and is a predicted model, not a curated record. Gene Ontology annotation, cellular component: membrane. Bases 40 to 525 code for a protein of 161 amino acids. Lineage: Eukaryota; Metazoa; Arthropoda; Insecta; Orthoptera; Acrididae.